ACCUGUGUGGAUCAGACCAUCUCGUCCCAUGAUUGCCUACCAAACGACUGUUGGGGUUACUAUGUGUUAGUUAGUCCAAAGUUCAAAACAUCUAACUAUCUUCCACUUAUUUAUCAGUCACUGACAGAAGAUGUGGCUGCUCCGAGAAAAGAAAGUUGUCAACAUGCUGGCUUAUUUUCUAGCUGUUUGCCUGUGUGGAAUAGCAUUUACGAAGGCUGAAGAAGGUCAGUGUGUUUGGUAUGGAGAAUGUAAGUCUACAAAACCAGGGAUGAUUAAUUGUCUGUACGAGGGACCAUCAAAGGUGAUGACAGAUCCGGAGGGCCUGGAUAUUCUGCGUACCUACUGUCCUGAUCUUGUUACAGGUAACGAGACAAAAACCUGUUGUGAUGUUGAUCAACUACGUACAUUACAAUCUAACAUGGGACUUCCUCAACAGUUCUUCCUCCGAUGUCCGUCAUGUUACAACAAUUUCCUCAACCUGUACUGCUACUUGACCUGUGGUCCUCACCAAAGCCGAUUUAUGGAGGUGAAUGGAACUGUUCCCUCCGCCAAAGGCACAGCUGUUAAAGCAGUAACAUACUAUCUGACAGAUGAAUAUGCUCAAGGAAUGUUCAACUCGUGCAAAGAUGUCCAAAUGCCAUCAGCCAAUGAGAAAGCUCUCAGUGUUUUCUGCGGAAGACCAGCAGAAGAAUGCAGUGCAGAAGCUUGGCUCACCUAUAUGGGCUCAAUAGAUAAUGGUCACACCCCAUUUGGAAUUGAUUUUGUCAUCGGGGAUAGAAAUGUCACAACAUCAAAUGGAACAUACGUUCCUAUGAACUACACAAUCACUCCAUGUGACAAGCGUUAUAAGAAUAAAACUGCAUGCAGUUGUCAGGAUUGUGAAACAUCUUGUGCCCCCAUUCCUCCAAUUCCGCCUCCACCAAAACCGUGCACAAUCCUCCAUAUCGACUGCUACUACUUUGCUUUUGCCAUCAUCUUUCUGGUCUUCAAUCUUUUCUUCUACAUUUACGUAAUUUGCUACAAUGUCAUGAUUCGGAACUCCUUGGGUGUUAUGGAUUCUUCAUACUCCCAUCUGGGAAGCGAUGAUGAAGAAUACUCAAGUGUCCUCUGUGUAAAUGGUGAUGGCAAAAAGAAACGUAGAAGUGGAUCACAAAACCAGAAGUCUAGUAUUCCAAAAAUAUCCCAUGCAGAUAUCAGUUGCCUGGAGAAAACCGGAUCCUGGAUGGAAACCGUUUUGGAAAACUUUUUUUGUUCUUGGGGUACAUUUUGUUCAAAACAUCCGAUUCUGAUACUAGUGGUUGGUUUAGUUAUAGCUGCCGCUUUGUCUGCUGGGAUUUCCAUCUUCCAAGUGACCACUGAUCCUGUUAAGCUAUGGUCAGCCAAGGACAGUCGUGCUCGGACAGAACGGGACUACUUCAAUUCUCAUUUUGGGCCAUUCUACAGAACCGAGCAGCUGAUUAUAACUCGCCCCCACAACAACACUUUUGUUCCACAUACUUUGCCUCCCCCAUCAGAAAAAAUUGUCAAUUACACCAGCUUAUUUGACAAGGAGUUUCUACACAUGACAUUAGACCUGCAGCUGGCCAUUGAAAACAUCACUGCUGAAUACAAUGGCAAAACAGUGACUUUGAAAGACAUCUGCUUCCAGCCCCUGGCUCCAGACAACACAAAAUGCACAAUCCAAAGCAUUUUACAGUACUACCAAAAUGACCAUAAAAACAUAGAUAAAGUAAAGAAAGGGCAAUAUGGAUUCUUUACGGUGGCUGACUACCUUGACCAUCUCAGUUACUGUAUGCAGGCCCCAGCUUCGACACAAGACACUGUUGGAUUAAAUAUGAGCUGUCUGGCAGAGAGUGGUCAACCAAUCUUUCCUUGGAUAUCACUGGGAGGGUUUGAUGGAAAAAAUUACAACUCUUCUGAGGCCCUGGUAAUCACAUUCGUUGUCAAUAAUCACCUGGAUGAAGAUAUGAAUAAGAAAGCUGAAGCAUGGGAAAAAGCAUUUAUUGAAUUUAUGAAGUCCUUCUCCAGUCCCAACAUGACGGUGUCUUAUUCUUCUGAGCGUUCAAUCGAGGAUGAGAUUAAUCGAGAGAGUAGCUCUGACGUGCUGACCAUCCUGGCCUCCUAUCUCAUCAUGUUUGGCUAUAUCGCACUAACACUGGGCCAGUACAGAGACUGUGUUGAAUGCUCUCUUCCCAAUCUUGUGGUGGAUUCCAAGAUUACCCUGGGUUUGUCCGGAGUACUGAUUGUCCUGCUCUCGGUAUCCUCCUCGCUUGGUCUGUUCAGUUACUGUGGGGUGGCUGCCACGCUCAUCAUUAUCGAGGUCGUCCCUUUCCUGGUUCUGGCUGUUGGUGUAGACAACAUCUUUAUAUUGGUACAGACAUUCCAGAGAGACAAACAACGACCAGGUGAAAGUGUUGAAGAGCAGAUUGGAAGAAUAUUGGGAAAAGUAGGACCCAGCAUGAUGUUGUCAAGUUUUUCAGAAUCCAUUGCUUUCUUCCUAGGUGCCUUGACCAACAUGCCUGCUGUAAGGGUUUUCUCCCUUUAUGCAGCUCUGGCUGUCCUGAUUGAUUUCCUGUUACAGAUUACAGUAUUUAUUGCUCUCAUGACAAUGGAUGCCAAGAGACAAAGGGAUAACAGACUGGAUAUGUGUUGCUUUGUCAAAAUGGGCAAUCAGAAAUCACAGGAUGGAAAUUAUGAAGGAUUGCUGUACAAAUUUGUCAAGGAGUAUUAUUCUCAUUUUCUGCUGAAGGAGUGGGUGAGACCGAUAGUGAUGACAAUAUUUGUGCUGUACUUUUGUAUCAGUGGAGCUGUAGUUAAUAAACUAGGCAUUGGUUUAGACCAGAAACUCUCUAUGCCAGAUGAUUCCUAUGUGCUGGACUACUUUAAGAACCUUAGUGCCUACUUACACACGGGAGCUCCGGUUUAUUUUGUUGUGGAGGAUGGACUGGAUUACAGAACUCUGGAAGGACAGAAUGCAAUUUGUGGGGGAAAUGGAUGUCCACAAAAUUCUCUUUGCGGCCAAUUAUUUACAGCAUCCCUGCAGGCAAAGUACACAAAGAUAGCACAGCCCACAUCUUCAUGGUUAGACGACUAUCUCAGCUGGCUGUCCCCAGGAGGAGACCCUCCAUGUUGUAGAGAGAAUGCAGCAUCCCAUAAAUUCUGUCCAUCCACUGACAAUACAUCUACUUGCAUUGGGUGCCCCAUGGGACAGUCAAUUCAUGGAAGACCUAAUGCAAAAGAUUUUAUGAAGUACCUGCCUUGGUUCCUGAAAGACAACCCUGGUGUGAAGUGUGCUAAAGGUGGACAUGCUGCAUAUGGGAGUGGAGUCAAUCUCAUUAGAAAUAAAACAAAUGUUGGAGCUACAUAUUUCAUGACCUACCACACCAUUAUGACUGAGAAUGAGGACUACAUCAGCGGAUUAAAGAUGGCUAGGAAAAUAGCAGACAACAUCACCAGCACCGUGAGGACCAUGCUCAAUAAUGACAAAAUCACUGUAUUCCCAUACAGUGUGUGGUACGUGUUCUACGAGCAGUAUCUGACCAUUGUUAAGGACACUGUGGAGAACCUCUGCAUCUGUAUUGGUGCCAUUUUCAUCGUCACCUUCCUUCUUCUGGGUUUCGACUUCUUCUCAGCCCUCAUGAUCCUGAUCACCAUAGGGAUGGUUGUUAUCGACAUCCUGGGCUUCAUGUACUUCUGGAACAUCACUCUCAAUGCUGUGUCACUGGUCAACUUAGUCAUGGCCAUUGGUAUAUCAGUAGAGUUCUGUGCCCACGUAACCAGGGCCUUUGCAGUCAGUUUACUUCCCACUAGAGUGGACCGGGCACGCGAUUCACUGGCACAUAUGGGGAGCUCUGUUCUGAGUGGCAUAACUCUGACCAAACUGGGAGGAAUAAUUGUACUUGCAUUUUCCAAGUCGCAGCUCUUCCAGGUGUUUUAUUUCCGCAUGUACUUGGCCAUGGUUUUGUAUGGAGCUACACAUGGGUUAAUUUUCUUACCUGUUUUGCUCAGUUAUAUAGGACCUCCGCUGAAUAAGGCAAAAUUAUACAAGCACCAAAAUAAAGACCAGUAUGAAAGUGACAGUAUAAUUGUUCCGAGUGAUAACCGGUCAAAUUAUCAAUCUAUUGGAAGCUGAGAAGUCUGUGAUUAUUCGGUGCAUCAGGGAUAUCACCAUUGUUAUUCAUGUAGGAAUUAUUCUCAUCAGACACAUGUCAGAAGUCUAAAUUGUCUUCUGAGCUGCUGUCGGAACAAAAUCACAGUCCUUGAUUGGAAUAUGUUGUACAUUUUCUCCAUUAUUUUCCACAUUACCGUAUCUGUUCUUGUCCUGAGAUUAUUUAUUGUUUCACGGUGUAUUUCUUAAUUCAUUCAUGUGAUGAAUGUUGAUUUUUCUUUUCUUUUUUUUUUUUUUUUCCUUUUGUUAUACAAAACACAUGUGUAAUAGAACCUUUAAUUCAUUUUUCUGUUGAAGAGGAACCAAUGUUAAGUGAUCCUUCAAGUCUGUAGAAAAACAAAAAUAAGAAUUUGACGUAUUUAGUAUUUUGUAAAAGUAGCAACAUGGUUGAAAGAAUUGUGUGAUUAUCAAUCAAAAUGGUUGUUUUUAUGUUCAGAAUUAGUCUUCUCUGUUUUCUGAACAUGCAUGAAUCACUGCAUAAUCAUUAAUUCAGUUAUUUUUCCUUUGUAUUCAAGGUAUUCAUUGUAUAGCAAAAGGAGAAAUUUUGAAUGAUUUAAAUGAAGAUAAAGGUUUAUUGUUAAAUAAUGAGGAAAGUGAAGGAGAUCAAAUUCACAUGACUUGUAAAUUAUUAGACACCAAUCUUUUUGUAUUUGAGAAAAAUUUUAGUAGGUUAUCCAACCUUGUUAAAAAUAAGAAAAACCAAAUGGCUUAAUAUAUCUGCAGUAAAUAAUUAAUUCUAUUUCAUAUUUUUAUGAAGAGAAAGUUGCGUAACUUUUACCAAGAAAUUUGUAUGAAAAUACAAUUUUUAAAAAAAAAACAAAAAAACAUGAUCUUCCUAUACCCGAGUACCACUGAUCAAAUUUUGCAAAUUCCUAUGGUGGAUUAUUUUUAUUUGAUAAGCCCUUCAAAAUGAUACCAUGUUUCAAAACUGCACCCUCCAUUUAUUAGGUAAGAAAUAUGAUUGUUAUACAUAGAAUACCUCAACUACUGGAUGUAAGUAGAUAUAUAUUUUCAUUAUUCAUAAGAAGUUUUGUCAUUGGAAUUGAACAUAAUGGUUUUCAUUAAUAAAUUUUAAACCAUUCUAUGAUUUCAAAUUUUGCAUUAGAUUUUGCCUAUUUAAAAUUUUGAUAUUCUGAAUACACCAUUAUGUGCUGAUUUAAGCCUUCCCACCAUUAUUUGCAAUGCCAUGAGGAUGAUGUACAUGUAUGUGCAAGUGUUUAUUUAUGAAAAUAUGUAUUGUUUUAUGUUUGCAUACUGUAAUAUUGCUGCUCAAAGAGUGACUAAAGAAAUAAAAUGACUAUAAAUAA
This is a messenger RNA of Ostrea edulis (European flat oyster), 5475 nucleotides long. Its product is annotated as NPC intracellular cholesterol transporter 1-like. Gene Ontology annotation, cellular component: membrane. The record is from RefSeq and is a predicted model, not a curated record. Gene Ontology annotation, molecular function: lipid carrier activity. Bases 131 to 4132 code for a protein of 1333 amino acids. The transcript has 22 exons. Lineage: Eukaryota; Metazoa; Mollusca; Bivalvia; Ostreida; Ostreidae.